UGCAUGGUCACACAAUGUGACAGUCCAGACAUGGCUGGAACCAGGAGGCAGCUCUGUUUGACUGAGCACCGAGCCGCCUCCAACUCCAAACACUAACAACAAACAACAAGAACAAGACAGAAGAAAGAAGAAGAAGAAGAACAAGGAGAAGAAGAAGAAGAAGAAGCAGAAGAAGACCUUUGAGCACAAGCCUGGAGAGCAGAAGAGCGCACAUGAAUGAGUUUGUGUGAUAACGUUUAGAACAAAGUUAUUUGAGCUGUCAGAGGUGACAGAGACACACAGAGACAGACGCAGGGACAGACGCAGGGACAGAGAAGGUGGUUGCAGCUGCGUCAGGUCUCCAGCAGAUGAUGGCACCAGUGAUGUCUCACGGAUUUGCUUGUCGUGUUUAAGUAUGACAUCUCCACUUUGAAGGUGUUAUAUAUAUUCUGAAUGCUGGUCGAUGGAUUUAUUACUUGAUAUAAUACAAGAAUAUUUUACCUGUACUUUCUCCAUAGGCUAGAAAAUCUUGAAGUAUGGGCGACUGGAGUUUUCUGGGGCGGCUGUUGGAGAACGCUCAGGAGCACUCGACGGUUAUCGGCAAAGUCUGGCUGACCGUCCUCUUCAUCUUCAGGAUCCUGGUGCUGGGGGCGGCGGCGGAGGAGGUGUGGGGCGACGAGCAGUCCGACUUCACCUGCAACACCCAACAGCCCGGCUGCGAGAACGUCUGCUACGACCAGGCCUUCCCCAUCUCGCACAUCCGCUUCUGGGUGCUGCAGAUCAUCUUCGUGUCCACGCCGACGCUCAUCUACCUGGGCCACGUGCUGCACAUCGUCCGCAUGGAGGAGAAGCGGAAAGAGAAGGAGGAGGAGAUGCGCAAGGCCAACAGGUUGCAGGAGGAGAAAGAACUCCUUUAUAGAAACGGCGGAAACGCUAGCAGGGGCAAGAAGGAGAAGCCGCCAAUCAGGGACGAGCACGGCAAAAUCCGCAUCAGAGGCGCGCUGCUGCGCACGUACGUCUUCAACAUUAUUUUCAAGACUCUGUUUGAAGUGGGAUUCAUUUUGGGCCAGUAUUUCCUCUACGGCUUCCAGCUGAGGCCUCUGUACAAGUGCGCGCGUUGGCCCUGCCCCAACACCGUCGACUGCUUCAUAUCGAGGCCCACGGAAAAGACCAUUUUUAUUAUAUUUAUGCUUGUGGUGGCUUGCGUGUCCCUUUUGCUGAAUUUGUUAGAGAUCUAUCACCUUGGGUGGAAGAAGGUCAAACAGGGAAUGACCAACGGGUUCCCCGCCACGCGCGAGUCGCUGCGCUGCGUCGACAUCGCCGAGCCCGAGUGUUCCAGAACUGCCCCAUCCAGCCUCACCUACCCUCCCAACUACUCAGACGCCACAGCGGGGAGCGGCGCCUUCCUGCCGCCCGGGGGGCCGGCGGCUGUGCCCGCGGCGGCCGAGUUCAAGAUGGACGACCUCCAGCGGGAGGAGUCCCUCCGUCGGCCUUCACCGUCUUCCCAUUAUUACAUCAGCAACAACAACAACCACAGGCUGGCCACGCAGCAGAACUGGGCCAAUCUGGCCACCGAGCAGCAGACUCGGGAGAUGAAGGCCGCCUCUCCUUCCCCAUCCCCCUCUUCCUCCACCAGCACCGACAACCAGCAGCAGCCGGUCGAUGCUGCGCUGCUCCUUCCUAAGAGCAACACCACCAGCAACACCAACAUCACCAGCACGACCGCCGCCGCCGCUGCUGCCGCCUCCUCCUCCUCCUCCUCCUCCUGCGGCAGCGGCGGCUCCAGCACUGCGUCUAACGCAGGCAGCUGUGUGGGUGGAGAGAAGAGCGAGCGGGAGCAAGGCUACGUCACCACCACCACAGUGGAGAUGCACCAGCCUCCGGCGGCCGUCAGCACAGACGCGCGGCCGCUCAGUCGGGCCAGCAAGAGCAGCAGCAUCAGAGCCAGGCCGAGCGACCUGGCAGUGUGAAUCUCUCUCUCAACACUUUCAUGUCCCUGAGCCCCUCCCUGACCUUUAACCUUUAACCUUUAACCUUUAACCGCACCCCCACC
Messenger RNA from Solea senegalensis (Senegalese sole), 2032 nucleotides. RefSeq names its product gap junction protein, alpha 3 (gene gja3). Bases 516 to 1949 code for a protein of 477 amino acids. The record is from RefSeq and is a predicted model, not a curated record. Gene Ontology annotation, biological process: cell communication. Lineage: Eukaryota; Metazoa; Chordata; Actinopteri; Pleuronectiformes; Soleidae. Gene Ontology annotation, cellular component: connexin complex. The transcript has 3 exons.